ACUUCCGGCUUUGGCUGCAAAGCUUGGUCUGCCGUCGGGGCUGUAUUUAAACUGCGUGUGCAGGUUAACUUGGACAGUAAGCGGCUGUGCUUCGCAGCGAAUGGCUAGGGACCUGAUCGGGCCGGCACUGCCGCCAGGCUUCAAGGUGCACGCGACAGCUGAGGACGAGGAGCGGGACCCGAGCCCGGUUGCAGGGCCAGCGCUGCCCCCUAACUACAGAAGCAGCAGCUCAGACUCCUCAGACAGCGACGAGGACAGCAGUUCUUUGUCUGAAGAAGAUGACAGUGGUCCAACUGCCAGAAAACAGAGGCGAAAUCAAGAUAGAGAUGACGACGAUGAUGGAUUUUUUGGACCAGCCCUUCCUCCUGGAUUUAAGAGGCAGGAUGACUCUCCUCCAAGGCCUAUCAUAGGUCCUGCCUUGCCACCUGGUUUCAUUAAGUCUUCACAGAAAAGUGACAAAGGCAGAGAGGAUCCAGGACAAGUGUCAUCCUUCAACUCAGAGGAAGCAGGGAGCAGUGAGGAUGAGGACAUUGUUGGACCAAUGCCUGCGAAGGGACCAAUUAACUAUAGCGUGACAACAGAGUUUGAAAAAAGGGCCCAGAGAAUGAAGGAAAAAUUGACCAAAGGAGAUGAUGAUUCCUCAAAACCAGUCACAAGAGAGUCAUGGAUGACUGAGCUUCCUCCAGAAAUGAAAGACUUUGGUCUGGGGCCAAGAACCUUUAAGAGAAGAGCUGAUGACAGAUCUGGAGACCGAUCAGUCUGGACAGACACCCCAGCUGACCGGGAAAGGAAAGCUAAGGAAAUACAAGAAGCAAGGAAGUCAUUCAGUAAGAAAGAUGAAGAAAAUAUUUUGUCAGGAAGGGAUAAGAGACUGGCUGAGCAAGUAUCCUCAUACAACGAAUCAAAGAGAUCGGAAUCCCUCAUGGACAUCCAUCAUAAGAAGUUAAAGAAUAAGGCUGCAGAGGAUAAAAACAAACACCAAGAGAGGAUACCAUUUGACCGUGAUAAAGAUCUCAAGGUUAAUCGGUUUGAUGAGGCUCAGAAAAAAGCCCUGAUAAAGAAAUCCAGAGAACUAAAUACCCGGUUUUCACAUGGCAAAGGCAACAUGUUUUUAUAGUAAGUGUACUUCAGUGAGGUAUACUCGUGCUGACCGAUCUGAUCCCCUCAGAAUAUCCUUUCUCUACAGUAAUUAUGUGCACAAACACUUCCUUUUGUAAUAAAGGGUCUACGAUUUUAUAAAUUGUGACUUUUGAAAAAUUCUGGGUAAAAUGUGGUUAACUGGAAAAAAUAGCUUUGUCUUCACAGUGACCUAACGGGACAUUGCUAUUGGAAAAGCUGAAGGUUCCAAUGAAGAGAAAUGGGACUUCUCAGAGUGUGGUGUACAACUUGAAGGGUCGUGUGCUCCAUUGGAGAGAAAGAAAGGGAUUCUGGUAUCAUCUGUGUGUGCGUUUGCUCACUUGCUUGUUUUGUUUUUUUGACACAGGGUCACACUGUGUAGUCUUGGCUGGCCUGGAACUCACUGUGUAUGCCAACAUACUGGCCUCAAACUCACAGAUAUUCACCCGCCUCUGCCUCCCAAGCACUGGGAUUAAAGGCGAGUGCCACCAGGCCCCGAUCGUUGAACAAGUUCACAGUUAGCAAAGAGUCAUUGCUUUUCCGUCUGGUGCACAUUUACCUAUGGGCCCAUCUGAUGAGCGCUGUGGCCCCUGCUGUGUAAGGAGCUGUGUAAGAACUGAGGACUUGUGGACUAAGCCCCCCGUGAUUUGUAGCAGUAUAAAACGACUCAAUAUUGACGUGUGAUUUUAGAGAACAAUAUGAACAUUAAAAUGUUUCCAGCUCACUUAAUUGUAUCACAGAGGGAUUGCCCAUGUCAUAGCUGCCUGUCCACCAUUAUUUGUUAGGGAUGAUCUUUAAAAACAUACAAUUUGUCCUGUUCUGUGUGUCCUUUAAAGUACUAUGGGGACAGAUCACCAAUGUUUCUUAUAUAGAAUAGAAUAUUUUGGGUGUUUGUGGCUUUUCAUCAUAAAAUUGUUUUGAGUCCAUACCCACAACACUCCAGUCCCCAGUGUUUUAUGGUGUUUUACAUGUUCUUAGUUCUGACUGGGACUGUACACUGAAUCUCUACCACAGCCUGGACCGUACACUGAAUCUCUAACACAGCCUGGGCUUUUUUUCUCAAAUAUAUUUAACCUGCACCAAUGUGUCAGGUCUUUGCAAAUCCAUGAAUUUUAAGUUUCUUGCUUUAUCCUCCAGACUUCACCUAGUAAAUGCACACCUGCUUGAAAAUA
Messenger RNA from Arvicola amphibius (Eurasian water vole), 2288 nucleotides. RefSeq names its product GPALPP motifs containing 1 (gene Gpalpp1). The record is from RefSeq and is a predicted model, not a curated record. The transcript has 8 exons. Lineage: Eukaryota; Metazoa; Chordata; Mammalia; Rodentia; Cricetidae. The coding region runs from base 101 to 1117 and encodes 338 amino acids.